CUGGAAUUGCUUUGAAAGGCAAGACACCUUGUUUUCUUUUGUCCAUGGAGUUGCCAUUUUUUCAUGGAAAGAUAACAAGAAGAACUUGUGAAGAACUGCUGGCCAAGAAGAGAAAGAAUGGUAGCUAUUUAAUACGAGAGAGCGAGAGCGUGGAAGGCGCCUUGUGUCUGUGUAUUUUCUUUGAAAACCUCGUCUACACUUACCGUAUCUUCAGGGAGCACCAAGGAUAUUUUAGAAUACAGACUUCUGAAGGUGUUCCAGAAAGGAUCUUCAGAACGUUAAAGGACCUGAUAUAUGCUUUUGAAAAGCCAGAUCAAGGACUAGUAACAAACCUCCGUUACCCAGUGAAGAAACAGAAGGCCUCGCAAAGAAGCCAGAGGUUCAACUCGGGCAUGGACAAGGUUUAUAGUGAAAUUGAUGAUGCCGAUUAUGUCACUGUCUUACCGUGAAGGAUCUGUGCCCGACGAUUUGGGAAGCUGCCAUUUCAGGCUGUGCCACAGUGCAGUGGAUCGGCUGGAGAGAGCUGCCAGCUGGGCAUCCUCUGUGGAUCUUUACCUCUGGAAUUACUCUCUUCCUUUUGCAGACUGGUAGAGUAGUUGUAUUUUCUCCCAUUAGAUCCAGUACAAGCUACUAUGUAUUUUUGCUCAGGAAUAAAAGAAUUAUUUUUUAUAACAGACACACACAUACAUGGAAAGGUAUCUGUGUCCAUGUAUGUGUCUUUUGGGUUGUUUUAAGCCAGGAAACUGUCCAGGAUGUUGACUGCUAAAGUGAAUAUUCUGUUAGAAAGCAGCAAUAUAAAUACAAUAAAUGAAUGUGCAUAAAGCAGUAAUCUAUGACAGAAUUGAUAUGUGUUGAUAAAAAUCAUAAAUGUAAAAACUUCUACUGACAUUAUAAAAUUCUUUAAAACCCCUAAACUCUGCUAUUUUGCACGAUUCAUGUUACCUCGUUGUAUAAUUGGAUAGUAUUUCAUCAACAUCAAAGAAUACUAGUAAUAAUCUGUAGUUUGGAAUAAUCCAAAUUAAAACAAAA
Molecule: messenger RNA, 1029 nt
Organism: Neopelma chrysocephalum (saffron-crested tyrant-manakin)
Lineage: Eukaryota; Metazoa; Chordata; Aves; Passeriformes; Pipridae
Gene: SH2D1B
Product: SH2 domain containing 1B
Exons: 4
Coding region: 45-449 (134 amino acids)
Source: RefSeq, a predicted model, not a curated record